AUGGAUAACGUCCUCCCUGUGGACUCAGACCUCUUCCCCAACAUCUCCACCAACACCUCAGAACCCAAUCAGUUCGUGCAGCCGGCUUGGCAAAUUGUCCUUUGGGCAGCUGCCUACACGGUCAUCGUGGUGACCUCCGUGGUGGGCAACGUGGUGGUAAUGUGGAUCAUCUUAGCCCACAAAAGAAUGAGGACAGUGACCAACUACUUCCUGGUGAACCUGGCCUUCGCCGAAGCCUCCAUGGCUGCAUUCAACACCGUGGUGAACUUCACCUAUGCCGUCCACAAUGAGUGGUACUACGGCCUGUUCUACUGCAAGUUCCACAACUUCUUCCCCAUCGCUGCUGUCUUCGCCAGUAUCUACUCCAUGACGGCCGUAGCCUUCGAUAGUGAUGUUGUUACUGCCUAUGAGGUGUUUGUCUCCAUCUCAUCUCCCUGCCUGCUGGACUACAAGCUCUAUGAAAACAAGAAUGCUUUGCAGCUUCCUGUCCCAAGCACCUACACAAGGUUGAGCCUGAGAAUCUGCAUCUCUAACAAGCCUCCAAAGGUCACUGGUAUAGCUCAGCAUUUGAGGUACCACAUCUGUGUCACCGUGCUGAUCUACUUCCUCCCCCUGCUGGUAAUCGGCUAUGCCUACACUGUGGUGGGGAUCACACUGUGGGCCAGUGAGAUCCCUGGGGACUCCUCAGAUCGGUACCAUGAGCAAGUCUCUGCCAAGCGCAAGGUGGUGAAAAUGAUGAUCGUCGUGGUGUGCACCUUUGCAAUCUGCUGGCUGCCCUUCCACAUCUUCUUCCUCCUGCCCUACAUCAACCCGGAUCUCUACCUGAAGAAGUUUAUCCAGCAGGUUUACUUGGCUAUCAUGUGGCUGGCCAUGAGCUCCACCAUGUACAACCCCAUCAUCUACUGCUGCCUAAAUGAUAGGUUCCGUCUGGGCUUCAAGCAUGCCUUCCGAUGCUGCCCUUUCAUCAAUGCUGGUGACUACGAGGGGCUAGAGAUGAAAUCCACCCGGUACCUCCAGACCCAGGGCAGUGUGUACAAGGUCAGCCGCCUGGAGACAACUGUCUCCACUGUGGUAGGGGCCCAUGAGGAGGACCCAGAGGAGGCCUCCAAGGCUACACCCUCCUCCAUGGACCCGACCUCCAAUGGCUCCUCUCGCAGCAACUCCAAGACCAUGACAGAGAGCUUCAGCUUCUACUCUAACAUGCUGUCCUAA
This is a messenger RNA of Dipodomys ordii (Ord's kangaroo rat), 1212 nucleotides long. RefSeq names its product tachykinin receptor 1 (gene Tacr1). Gene Ontology annotation, biological process: G protein-coupled receptor signaling pathway; positive regulation of flagellated sperm motility. NCBI's taxonomy places the organism in Eukaryota, Metazoa, Chordata, Mammalia, Rodentia, Heteromyidae. The coding region runs from base 1 to 1212 and encodes 403 amino acids. The transcript has 6 exons. The record is from RefSeq and is a predicted model, not a curated record. Gene Ontology annotation, molecular function: substance P receptor activity. Gene Ontology annotation, cellular component: sperm midpiece; plasma membrane.